AUGCGUAAAGUAGCAUCUAUUCAGAGAAUGGCCCGGAGAGUGUUGAAAUGUGGAAGAAACAAGCUUUGGAUUGAUCCAAACGAGAAGGAAAGGGUUACUGCAGCGCAAAACUAUGAGCAUGUAAAACAACUUGUAGAGGACAACAUUAUUAUCCGCAGAAGAGAUAAAGUGAACAGUAGAGCUCAUGCCAGAAAACUUGCUGAGGGCAGGGCCAAAGGAAGAAGAAUGGGUCUUGGAAAGAGAAAGGGAACCAAGAAGGCAAGGCUUUCUCCAAAGAAGAUCUGGAUGAAGAACAUACGAUCAAUGAGAGCGACUCUUAAAGAAUUAAAGAAAAAAGGCGAUCUUGUGGGCGAGGAAUAUCGCAUGUACUAUGUUCAGGCUAAGGGUAAUCUGUUCAAGAACAAGAAUGUGAUGCUCGAUGCAAUUAUGAAGAAGAAGGCAGAAAUGGCCAGGCUGAAAGAGCUAGGUUUGCAGGCCGAGGCACUCAAGAUGGGCAAGCCUAAUUAA
Molecule: messenger RNA, 507 nt
Organism: Vittaforma corneae ATCC 50505
Lineage: Eukaryota; Fungi; Microsporidia; Nosematidae
Exons: 1
Coding region: 1-507 (168 amino acids)
Biological process (GO): translation
Cellular component (GO): cytosolic large ribosomal subunit; ribosome
Molecular function (GO): RNA binding; structural constituent of ribosome
Source: RefSeq, a predicted model, not a curated record